Leptopilina heterotoma is the source of this 4738-nucleotide messenger RNA. RefSeq names its product polyhomeotic-proximal chromatin protein-like. Gene Ontology annotation, cellular component: PRC1 complex. Lineage: Eukaryota; Metazoa; Arthropoda; Insecta; Hymenoptera; Figitidae. Bases 332 to 3724 code for a protein of 1130 amino acids. The record is from RefSeq and is a predicted model, not a curated record. Gene Ontology annotation, molecular function: protein binding. The transcript has 14 exons.
GACAACGAAUACGACCACCAAUGCUGACAGAAGCUUUGCGACCAAGUCGAUUUCUCGUCACAGUGUAAUUAUCAAGUGUUAAAAUAACCCAGGAUCUAUCGAAAAAUUCAUACCAACAUUCAGGAUUUAUUGGAUUUAAAGUGUUUUUAUAAGAGUGAAGUGAAGUGUUGUUUUUCAUGAAAAGUGUAAUUCAAAACGUGCCUAGGUGUGACUGCGCAGACGCAAUGUAAAUUAAGAUAGAAUCUAUAGUCCAAAAAAAGGAGAUUCAAACUAAAGAAUGUGUUCGAGAUAAAAAAAGAAGUCAAAUUGAUUGAAAAAACUAACCGAAAUCAUGACGGACGUAAAGCAAAUUGAGAUUUCGCAAUCUCAACCUCAGCAACAACAACAGCAACAAGCUCAACAGCAGCAGCAACAACAAAUGAUGAUUGUGACACACGAAAUGCAACAGCAAAAUGUUCAACAACAACACGUACAACAGCAAUCGCAGGCUGUUCAACAACAGCAGCAAGUACAACAACAACAACAACAAAAUCAACAAGUACAGCAAGUACAACAGGUACAGCAAGUUCAGCAAGUACAACAAGUCCAACAAGUUCAACAGCAACAAGUGCAACAACAACAGCAAGUUCAACAGCAACAACAAAUGCAAGUACAACAAGUUCAGCAAGUUCAACAGCAGCAAGUGCAACAACAACAAAUGCAAGUACAACAGCAAGUUCAACAGCAGGUUCAACAACAAGUACAACAGCAAGUUCAGCAGCAAGUUCAACAACAGCAAAAUCAACAACAACAGCAGCAGUCAAAUGGUCAACAUAAUGUCGUACCUACACAAGUUCAAGUACAACCUCAAGUUGCAGCCAUUAUGCCUCAACAACAGGGCGGAACGACAAUUACGACAAUGGCUGCUCAUCCCCAAGCUGUGCAAGUUAUUCAACAACCGAUUCAAAGCCAAGCCUAUCACUUACAACAACUGUACAAUACUCAAGGGGGACCUUUAAUCAUGCCAGGGAAUUUAGCUCUUCAUCCUGCUGGAAUCAAUCCAUCAUCUAUUCAGUUCCUUUUCGCUCCUGGAAGAAAAAACGACUAUCGACGCCAACUUCAGACAGCUCAAUUGAACGGGAAUUCUGAUUGCGAAGAGAAACUUGAAUUUCAAUAUUCACAGGUGAUAACUGCGGGUAAACCAUUCCCGUCGGCAACGCAAUUAACGCCUCACAUGCUAACCACAGCAUCCAAUCCUGGACAAGGUGGCGGUCAUCCUGGAUCUGGUGGAACCAAAGUCCAAGGAUUCCUAACUGGCUAUUUACCAGUACCUACUUCGACCGCUGGAGGUGGACAAACCGUUGUGUUCGGUCAUCAUGGAGUUCUUGGCUCACCACAGCCACCACAGUCCAUGCCCCAGCAACAACAGCAGAACAACAAUAAACAGGAUCAAGUACAAAAAUACACUGCCUGUGCACCUGGAACACCUUCUGGAGGACGAGGUGGAGGAAUGCAGUUUGCUCCCUGGCAAUUCGCCCCACAAGUCGCCUGGACAGGUUUGCAAUCGCCAACCACUCUCUUGACUGCAGCACCAAACCAAAUAUUCAUCCGAGGACCAACGCAGCAGGAUAUGUUCAUUCAAAAUCCUCAACCGAUCCAAGCCCACAAUGCUCUAGCUGCGCAGCAACAAAUUCAAGGCAUGCAACAAAUCACAACUGCAAGCGGAAAACCGCGAGUAAUGGAAAUUCAACAGCAGCCACAGCAACAAGGAAAACCAAGCUCUAGUGGACAGAGACCACUGAGUAUUCUUCCAUCCUCCCUACAAGGAUUACAAGCCGCCAAUAUCCGUCCUGCCAGUUCCGUCUCCACUCAAACAGUUCACGGAGUACAAACAACGACUGGCAAAGGAGGUGGCGGUGCUGGUAAAGGCCGUGGUAAGCCAGUGGUUCGCACAAGUCCCGGUCCAAAUGCUGCAAUAGCAACAACAAAAACCGAUGCGGCUAAUCAAACUAAAUCCAAUGUACAUCAUGCAACUAUGAUAAUGCAACAACAACCUGUCGUGAGCAAUAGUGGCGUCAAUAAAAUACUUAUUACUGCAAAUACUUCCGUUGCAACUUCUGCGCAACCACCUGGCUCACCCAUGUCCACUGCUGACAAACAAAAUUUCGGCCCUCAAAACAAAACAGUUAUGCAAUCACCACAACAGACACAGCAGCAAGUACAACAAACAAUGCAACAGCAACAUCAACAGGUCUUCAUUCAACAGAUGCAACAUAUCCAGCAACAGCAGCUCCAACAACAGUAUCAACAACAGCAAUCCUCUCAGCAACAAAUACAACCCAAACCAAUGAUGGGCGGUAUGGCCUUGCAGCAGCAACAGCAUCACCAACAGCAGACGAAUGUUGUACUUGGAGGAGAGCGACCAAUAAUGCCCGUCGUCUCGAUGAGCGGAGUUGGAGUGGCGACGACUCUGCAGAUGAAUCAAGUCCCUCAGUCUCCGAUGACAACCGUUCAACAACUACAAUUACCGCAGCAAACUCUUAAUUCGGCAAUGAUGACGAAUCAUUUGGUGAAUGGAACAACGCAAGUGCACACAAUGCCAAUGGUAACACAAUCUGCGGAACAACCUCAACAGCAUACACCUCAACAGCAGGAUAUCACAACAUCUCAAAUUGUUGUCACUUCUCUGGAUCGAAAUCAACAAACGGACACAAAUAUUCAGACAAUGAAUCAACAGCCUGUUCCUAGUGAAGAGGCUCUAAAAUCAACUCCCAAGAAGAAUGAUAUGCCAAUCAUUGAAGAAGCACCAAUCCCAAUGGAUACGACAGAAGUGGAUCAAAGUAAACCUGCCUUGAAGGAGGAUGUGGAAAGUGUGACAGGAAAAUUAGAUGAUAAUAUGAAUAACAAUCCAUUGGCAGGUUUGGCGACAGCUGUCAAUUCAAUAACGAAUGGAAUAACCGGUAGCGAGGAAUCUACGGUUCCAAUAUCAUUGCCAAUGAAUGUUAAUAGUAAACAAACUCCGUUGAAAGCGAUGGUGAAACCUCAAGUACUCACACAUGUGAUCGAAGGAUUUGUGAUUCAAGAAGCUUCUGAACCGUUCGCUAUCAACCGAACAAAUCUCAAUGGUUCCCUGAGUCAAGAUUCAAUUUCUAAUCGCAAUAGUGAAAAGGAUGGUUAUGAGGAGCCACCAAGAAAGAAAGCUAACUACACAAAUGACGAAAAUAUGGAGAAUAAUCAUAAUAACAAAUGUGAAGCCUGCGGAAAACAAAUGGAUGAACAAACUGGAAAACUCAGGAAAGACAAGAGAUUUUGUUCAUCAAUAUGCGGAAAGAGCAAAAAACGAGAAAAUAGGGAUCGUGACGCAGGAGAAAAACAAUGGACGGAAAUGGAAAUUGACGCUAAAAAUAAUGAAAUGGAAGCAAUUAAGAAAAAUGGAGAGGAUAAAUCAUUAACGACAAGCACAACGCCGAGUAUAGACGAUUCUUUACCAAAAAUAAAUCCUGUCAAGUGGACGGUAAACGAAGUCUGCGAUUUUAUUCGAAAUCUACCUGGUUGUGCGGAUUAUGCAGAAGAUUUUGCCAUUCAAGAAAUUGAUGGACAAGCAUUAAUGUUGCUGAAAGAGGAUCAUCUCAUGUCAGCAAUGAGCAUUAAAUUGGGUCCAGCAUUGAAGAUAGUUGCAAAAAUUGAUUCAAUGAGAAUUGAUUCAAUGUCCAGUAUAAGCCCCGUGUCGAGCAAUAACAUUUAAGUGUAUAAUUCAGGGAUAGUGCAAAGAAAAAAAGAAAAACAAUCUUGAAAACGUUUUUACAAAAACAGGGUUCGAGGAUGUUCAAAUUGUUAAUAUUGUUAAUAUUUAUGAAAUUCAGUUGAAUUUUCAAAUUUAAUUUAAAAUUAUUUUUUUAAAAAAAAAUUAUAUUUCGAGUAAACUUUUUCUUUUCUUGUAGAACAUUUUGGACCAUGUUUUGUGAUCAUUUUUUAUCAGAAGGAAUCUCGAACAAUGAUAAAUAAACAUAUCUAGUGAUUUAAGUUCGAGAUUUAAAAAGAAAAAAUAUAUAAAAAAAAACUUUUGUGACUACCGUGCGUGUAUCGGAAAUAUUUUUAAAGUCAACAACUUUAAAAUGUGCGUCAAAUUCGUUGAAUACGAAAAGAACUGAGUUCUGAGUCUAAUUUUUAAGUUCACAACAAUGUACAUAUUAUAGAUAAGAUGUUUAUUUAAAAAAGAAAAUGCAAAUUUUAUAGAAAACACGAGUAUAGUCAAAGAUAGUAUAUCUGUUUUCGUGAUUUACUUUUAAUUGAUAAAAAUUAAUGAGGCAGCUGUUUCAUUUUAUUUUCAUUUAUUUUAACAGUAAAAACAAACUUGAAUUAAUUAAAAUGCAUUUAGUUUAUUCGAAAUAAUAUCAAGAUAGUUAAAAAAAAAAAACGAAGUACUAUCUUCGAUAUGUCAUGUGAAUUCUUGUCAAUAGCAAUCUAAUAAUUAUAAAAUAAUUUUAAGCUUUUUUCAAAUAAUGCCGAAUAUAUAUAAAUAUAUAUAUUUACCUUUUAUACAAAAUUUGCGUAAAAGUUCGGUAAAGAUUUAGAUAAUGAAAACACAUUUUUGUAAGUAUGUCUUAAAACCGUUAAACUGGUAACACUGUACAUAAACAAAAAAAUUGCGAUAUGUAAAUCCAUCAUCAUUUACAAACAUUACUCAGGGUCUACUGUUUUUUCUACACUCCUUUACACAUCUACGUAUGCAUCAAUAAAUAUUUCUAAGUUUUUUUUA